This is a messenger RNA of Diaporthe citri, 1122 nucleotides long. RefSeq lists its product as uncharacterized. Gene Ontology annotation, cellular component: membrane. NCBI's taxonomy places the organism in Eukaryota, Fungi, Ascomycota, Sordariomycetes, Diaporthales, Diaporthaceae. Gene Ontology annotation, biological process: transmembrane transport. The transcript has 5 exons. The coding region runs from base 1 to 1122 and encodes 373 amino acids. The record is from RefSeq and is a predicted model, not a curated record. Gene Ontology annotation, molecular function: transmembrane transporter activity.
AUGGCAGAGUCUAGUGAAUUCGAGAAGAAUGGUGCAGCCGUGGACGGGGCGUCAGCGGACGACCGCUCGACAGCGGAGGGUCAAGUGUAUCGUUCCGAGGCUCACGCGGAUCUAACCAGCGAGCGGAAAUAUGUGCGAAAGCUAGAUUUGUGGCUCCUGCCCUUCCUCAGCAUGAUGUACUUCUUCAACUCCAUCGACCGAAGUAACCUGGGAAAUGCCGAAACAGACGGGAUGGGUGACGACCUGCACUUCGUGGGGCAGGAGUACUCCUUGCUUGUCCUCCUGUUUUACAUACCAAAUGGUCUCUGCGAUCUGCCCCUCAACAUGUUGACGAAGCGGUUCUCGGGCAAGAUUAUGCUUCCGCUCCUCAUGACUGGCUGGGGUGCAAUGUCCAUGCUUCAAGCCGCUUGCACCAGUUUCGCCGGCAUCUUGGUUGUUCGUCUGAUCUUGGCUGCCCUCGAAGCCGGGUUCUUUGCCGGUGCUGUGUUCUAUCUCACGCUUUUUUACACCCGCGGGGAGCUCGGGUUCCGCAUCGCUUUGUUUUUCGGCAGCGCACUGCUGGCCGCAUUUUCUGGUCUACUUGCAUUUGGCGUGUUCCAGAUCAGAGAGUCUCAUGUUAAAGGGUGGAUGUGGCUCUUUAUUAUCGAAGGUGGUAUGACGGUCAUCAUGGGGAUCGUCGCAUUCUGGUGGCUGCCAGCGACGCCCGCGACUGCUUGGUUCCUUACUGAGGAAGAGAAAGCCAUGGCGAAAAUGAGACAGCUGCGAGAUGGCUCCGGCCAAGUUGGCGAAACCUUCACCCUCAAAGACUGUUUCCGCAGCUGGAAUGACCGCAAGUUCGCAGUGUGGUGCAUCAUCAGCUUCACAUAUCCCGUGGCAUUUGCGACAACGGCAAACUUCUUGCCCCUGAUCCUCAAACGGCUCGGAUACACCACUGUGAUCACAAACCUCCUCACCGUUCCGCCCAAUGUGGUUGGGUUCUUGGUCCUCCUGGCUGUGACGCGCAGCUCGGAUAAGAACCGCGAACGCUCAUUCCAUAUCAUCGGUGCAUUGCUCCUCAGCCUGGUUGGGCUCAUCAUCUUGGCAGCGGUCCCGUCGGACACCAGCACCCUGGCACAACAAUAA